This is a messenger RNA of Anoplopoma fimbria (sablefish), 2696 nucleotides long. It is a transcript of the gene cep41, whose product is annotated as centrosomal protein 41. Gene Ontology annotation, cellular component: ciliary basal body. The record is from RefSeq and is a predicted model, not a curated record. The coding region runs from base 73 to 1179 and encodes 368 amino acids. Gene Ontology annotation, biological process: protein polyglutamylation; cilium assembly. The transcript has 11 exons. NCBI's taxonomy places the organism in Eukaryota, Metazoa, Chordata, Actinopteri, Perciformes, Anoplopomatidae.
CAGAGCGGACCAAUCAGCAGCCAGAUCGCUAACCCGUGGAAACUGAUGUUUGGUUUACUGUAGUUUGAAGAGAUGUCGCUGAAUAAGUGCAUCGGCAGUGUGCAGUACAUGAAGAAGAGGGUUCCAAAGAACGACAGGUACCAGCACGUGAAGACCAGGCUGGACACAGGAUGCAGCCUCACCAAGUACCUGGACAGACUGGAGGACAUUAAGAGAAAUUACAGGUAUCGAAAAGAUGAAAUCUUCAAGCGGUUAAAGGUGACAACGUUUGCACAGUUGGUACUUCAGGUAGCUUCUGUAUCGGACCUGAAUGAAAGUGAGAUUGACAGCAUAUCACAAUGCCCAGAAGACGGUCUGUCCGUGGUGUCUGAAGCCGACCUAGAGUCUCUGUCUGAACACGCCGACGGCUCGCCACGUUCAGAUCGCCAGGACGCAGGAGACAGCGGGGAAGUCUGCUACUCCGCAAGGUCGACACUGCUGAGUGUCAUCAGUGGCGUGGGAGAGCUGAACUUGGACAGGAACAAUCAGAAGACGGAGAACGUGUUGGUUCCCGUCCCCGAGCUCACAGACCGGCCCUACCCAGACUGCCCCUACCUGCUGCUGGACGUGCGGGACCGCGAACUAUACGACUGUUGCCACAUUAUCAGCGCACAACAUUUCCCUAUCGCCAUGCUGUCUCGAACAAUGAACCCCUACACCAAAGACGUGAUGGAAUAUAAAAAUACAGCCGGGAAGAUCAUCAUCGUGUACGAUGAGGAUGAGAGAAUAGCCGUCCAGGCAGCCACCGUCAUGUGUGAGCGAGGGUUUGAGAAUCUCUUCCUGCUGUCUGGAGGUUUAAAGGUUAUCGCUCAGAGAUUUCCAGAAGGUUUGACGACGGGCUCCAUCCCGACCUCGUGCCUGUCCUCCCCCACAUCGCUGAGGGCGAAGAAGAGCUCUGUGCCGCCGCGACAGCCGUCGAAAGUGGCAGAGAAGAGGUGGAGGUUCACGUCAGACGAGCUCAACAAGAUCCAGGAGCAGCUGGAGGAGACUCUCAUCCCCAGUAACUCCAACAGCCGCAUGUCCAGCCGCCUGUCAACCAGCAGCUCCCAGUCUCAAGCGUCCAGCGCUCUGAGUCGACAGAGUUCCUCUACAUCUGUGAGGGACAGCGCCAGGGUUCAGAGCAGCAGACCCUGGAAAUAACACCCCCCCACACACACACACACACACACACACACACACACACACACACACACACACACACACACACACACCUCCACAACUAUUACAGUAACACAUUCAUGUUGUUCUGACGCCCCUCUACCACACAGAUGCUUAAUAUGGAUUUUGGAAAUGACACACACCUUGGGAAAUAAAUGAACACUACACAACAUCAAAGACCAAAAUAGUUAGAAUUCUUAUUAAGACUGGAAAACAGUACAAAAUAAUAAUUCAAAAUCUAUAGGAACAGACAUCAAAGACAUUUUGUUACAUUAACCAGUGUCAUAUUGUUCUCUUUAUCGCCUCCGGAGAUAAAAUGUCAGACUGAAGUAUUUCCCCCUUUCUUCUUUUUACUUAUAUAUUUAAUAAAUGGUGUAAUGUUUGCACAGUGCCUCAUCUGUGAACCUAAGAACUGAUGGAUUGUUUUUUGCACUCAAAUUAAUUUUUCUUUUAGCACUAUUCUCUUUUUCUUUCACCAGCUGAUGAACGUGUACAGAUAAUCAAUUAAUUCUAUGGUAUCAUUAUUAUGUCCAAAAAGGUCCAAAAAGUCAGCUUAACUCACCAGCCAACAAAUAAAUGGCAUUCAUGAUAUGGAGGAUAUGCUGGGAAACUACAGUAUGUUUUACUGUGAGAUGUCAUUUAUAUUAUGUCACAGACCUUGAUCCAUUUUGUAAAAUUAGGAAAAGCUGUGCUGUAUUUUUGUAAUUUUUCCUCCACAUUGUCAUUGUUGUGAUUCCUAAACUGACGGCCUUCAUGUACAACCGUGUGCGUGUGUGUGUGUGUGUGUGGAUUAAAGUAAUUUGCGAACACAAUAACUGAUUAGCUGAGGCCUUUGCACAGACGGACUAUAAUUAAGAAAGAAAACAGGCAUUUUGUGAUGGCUGUAAAUAAGCACCAGCAGCACUUCAGUUCCCACGGGUGCAUUUGAUAACCAGUAUUGCUAAUGUGUGGCCUUUUUGUUUUGUUGGCAUGUAAGUGACUUAUUGAUUUGGUCAGUUUUCUCUGGAUACACUCUCACAGUCCCCUUUAAGUGCAUUAAUUGAAAAUACAGAGUACUCCAGUCAGUCUUAACUCACAAUAACGAUCAGAUCACAUGAUUUUGUUUGUAAUUUAAUGUCAAAUAAAGUGUAUAAUUGUUUGCUGUACGGUUCCUUGUCUUAAUGAGUCAGAAAUUUUGACAGAGCAAUUAAAAAAUAUUACUAAUGGAUUUGUUUUGUUCAAUGACUUUUAAUUGAAUCUGCUGAUUAGAGAGAGGCUGAUUUAAUUGAUUAGUUUACUGAAUGAAAAAUGUAACAACCUCUUAUUCCAGUCAACUUUUGGGUAAAAACUGAAAAAUGUAAAUUGUUACCCGUAAGCAUGAGAUUGGCACAAAAAGUGACAUGAUCAUGAUAAGUUAGGGGGAAAUAAAUUUAGUUCAAACGUUGUUUAGUUAUUUAAGGUUAAUUAUGCUUUUUAAGUUUCACCAAGUCUGAGUAAAGAGAGGUUUAAAGGAUGUGGAA